AUUUAUUCAAGGUUUGAGCUACAAGUGGUAACAUUGGUCACCGGUUUGUGUGUGAUUGUUAAGAUUUCUGUCGUAUCGCGAGUUAUAACAUAGUCCAAUCACCCUUUAGAUAAAGAAAUUCAGCAUUCUACUACAAAAACAUGAAACCCAAUAGCUUUGUCACAGGCUUGUAAAGACCAAUUAGACUAUAGUCCAAUUAUAAUUAGUCUAUACAAUAUUUAAUUGAUAUUUCAGUACGGUUCCAGGUAUUUGGUACCCAUCAUUCACAAAUAAGAGUGACGAAUAUCUAAAGACUCGAGAAUUCUUACUGUCAUCUUAGGACUAGUAAUCGACCUAUAUAGGUCGUAUAUGGUAUGUUAACAUACCACUUUUUACAGGCUUUUACUCAGGGCCUCUUCAUUGAUUUUAUUCUUGUCCGAUGAUCACAGAGAAUUUCCAAGCUAAGGUUUCCAUAUGCCUCUUAUUCUUAAGUUUUAAAGUUACCGCACUAGCCCUUUGUAAAGAUCCUUAAUAAACGGUCAGCAAAUAUGACGUCGAAGAUGAACUCCGUUCUUGGGGUGCUUCUCAAUCUCCUAACUUAUCACUAGGGAGAUUCAAGCCAAUUAGUGGGCUCUACCGGCCGGUACGAACUGUGUUAUUCCAGUGUUAGUAAACUAAGUAGUUCUACGUGUCUAGGAAACUUGUCUCAGUAAACUAAAAACUAGUAUCAGUUUGUUUCGAGAGAUAUUACAUGGACAUAAGAGAAUGUUAGUGCAUGAAAUGCCUAGGAGUUAUAGAUAAUAACAGUUUUUUAUAUUUAUCUAAUUUUCUUGUAGAUGAGAGUAUUUAUUUCUGCAAAUCCGAGAACAACUUGGGUCCCCACUUCAUAAUCCUAUGAUAGAUGUAAACAAAAUAAGUUCGACCCACAUUAAAGUUUAAAUUGCGGACUAUAUUAGUUUUUAGUUCACUUUAGGAGGAAAAGUGUUCAUUAUGAAUUUCUGUAACAUUUAAGAGAAGGCUAGUUAAUAGGCAUUUCGAAGUAGUUGACCAAAAAAGGACUGCCCUCUCAAUUCUCUUAUCCUCCUUUCUAAUUUUCCAUUCAAAUAAAGUUUCGGUGUACAAAGUCAUUCAUGUACUAGGUCCUAUGUUGUAUAUGCAGGUUUCAUGACGAUAUUGUCGAAUCAGUCCAGUGACCCUGUAAUUUCUUUAUCUAUGCUACAUAAAAACCCACGAAAUCAUUUAAGUCUUCCAUAAUUUAUUUUCCCUUACCUAUGUUGUUAUCGUUCGUUCUUAAGUCAUUAUCCUUUAGAUCAUUUUUAGUAUUGCCAAGUCUAAUAAAUGUUCUUCACAUGUGAUGAAACACGAACAUACAAAUUUAUCCUGUUUGCCAGGUCAUUUUGUAGCUUUCUCAUGACUUAGUGCCAACAAGUUAUAAAAAGCCUCAUGUACACAUCUUGAAAAGAUCACUAGAUUCAUCUGUAGGCGUUUGAUAUACGGAAAUACUUCCAGUGAUCAUCCAGUCAAGGAAUGUAGUCUGACAUGUGUGCAUCGGUUCAUGCUGCUGCACUAUUAGCACAUCAAAGUUGUGCUGUGGUAGUAACAUUAUUAGUGCGAAUAGGAGAGAUUAUGCAGCAAUGUCUUUGUAGUGAUGUUUUUAUAUUAUUCAAGUGUCUUACUUAAAGCACGUAGAAAUGGUUUUCUAAUAAAUAAAGCCCUUUUUGCAUACGGUGGUAUCUGUUAUAAGGUCAAUUAAUCUUUUUUCACCAUAUAUUGGAUUAUUUUAGCAUCUAUCGUAAUUUAUAGGAACCAUACGGUUCCACUUCAGACCAAAGUUCUAAAUAACCGUAUAUUAUUCGAAAUACAAAAGAGCUAUCAUAUAAAUGGGUGGUAUAUUUAGUCUGUUUUCCCGACUGUUUGGAAGUAAAGAACGGAGAAUCCUCAUCUUAGGCUUAGAUGGAGCCGGGAAAACGACAAUUCUCUAUAGGUUACAGGUUGGUGAAGUGGUAACAACCAUUCCUACUAUUGGAUUCAAUGUAGAAACAGUUGUUCACAAAAAUCUUAAAUUUCAAGUAUGGGAUUUAGGCGGUCAAACUAGUAUUCGACCAUAUUGGCGUUGUUAUUAUGCGAAUACUGAUGCUAUUAUUUAUGUAGUGGAUAGUAUGGAUAAAGAUCGAGUUGGAAUUUCUAAACAAGAAUUAUUUUCUAUGCUUGAGGAGGAAGAGCUUCGUGGUGCUGUACUGGUAAUAUUGGCAAAUAAACAAGAUAUAUCUGGUUGUAUGACUAUCAGUGAAGUAGCACAAUCACUUGGCUUAGCUGCAAUUAAAAAUCGACGUUAUCAAUUAUUUAAAACAUCUGCAUUAAAAGGUGAAGGAUUGGAAGAAGCUAUGGAUUGGUUAUCGAACACUCUGUGUACACAGAAAUGAUUUUCGCUACCAAAGUUCCUUCUUAUUACACAAAAGAAAUAGCUUGUGGAUUGGGGAAUUCCUCGUUUUUGAUUUUACUUUUUACCGGCCAUUUCUUUGUAAAUGCCCUCCUUGUCAUUUGCUGAGUUUGACGAAAUGUCUCGUCUCCUAACUUUUAUACUUACAAUCAUUUGAACUAAUUAAUGUCUUCCUUUGUUUCCACUAAAAUGUACAAUUUGACUUGCCUGUGAUACACCUAUUUUCAACCAUAAUACAUUAUCAUUGGUAGAUAUGACCC
Molecule: messenger RNA, 2679 nt
Organism: Schistosoma haematobium
Lineage: Eukaryota; Metazoa; Platyhelminthes; Trematoda; Strigeidida; Schistosomatidae
Gene: ARL1
Product: Arf GTPase arl1
Exons: 5
Coding region: 1860-2402 (180 amino acids)
Biological process (GO): intracellular protein transport; vesicle-mediated transport
Cellular component (GO): Golgi apparatus; cytoplasm
Molecular function (GO): GTP binding; GTPase activity
Source: RefSeq, a predicted model, not a curated record